This is a messenger RNA of Hippocampus comes (tiger tail seahorse), 2400 nucleotides long. Its product is annotated as protocadherin alpha-8-like. Gene Ontology annotation, biological process: homophilic cell-cell adhesion. The transcript is spliced from 2 exons. The record is from RefSeq and is a predicted model, not a curated record. Gene Ontology annotation, cellular component: plasma membrane. NCBI's taxonomy places the organism in Eukaryota, Metazoa, Chordata, Actinopteri, Syngnathiformes, Syngnathidae. The coding region runs from base 148 to 2400 and encodes 750 amino acids. Gene Ontology annotation, molecular function: calcium ion binding.
GGGAGCAUCAGACGACGGGUGUUACUGUCGUUUCAGUCUUUAUUGCCUUUCAUUUUGGGACACGUUUAAGAGAAAUAUUUUGUCAUUUGGAGGCUUCAUUUUUUUUGGUGGAAUUUGGAUUUCGAUGCUGUAAUCCAAGCUGGGAGGAUGGGAGCAGCAGGACAAAGCCGACGUCUCUUUCUCUGCAUCAUAUUGGUUUGUUUGGAGCAGGUUGCAGCACAGAUCAAAUACUCCAUCGCAGAGGAAGUCAAAGUGGGAACCGUGGUGGGGAAUGUCGCCAGGGAUUUGGGAUUGGACGCCAGCAUGUUGGCAGAGAGACGGUUUCGUAUUGUUUCAGGAGCAGAGGAGGCUCAGUUUGAGGUAAAUGUGAACAAUGGCGUCCUCUUUGUGGGUAAAACCAUCAACAGAGAGGAGUUAUGUGAGAGCGUCUCUCCAUGCUUAGUUAAUCUGAAAUUAGUUGCUGAAAACCCCAUGGAAAUACAUCAUGUUAGUGUAGAAAUUUUAGAUAUUAAUGACAAUUCACCCACUUUUCAAGAAGAAGAGAAAAUUUUUGAAAUAUAUGAGUCUACACAUCCAGGAAAACGCUUCCAGUUACCAAGUGCACAUGAUCCAGAUGUUGUCUUUAAUACGGUGCGUUCAUACAAAUUGAACCCAAAUGAUUAUUUUAAUAUACAAAUUCGAGAGCGAGGAGAUGAUAAGAUACCCUUUUUAAGUCUGCAAAAAUCUCUGGACAGGGAAAAGCACAGUGAGCAUAGAUUGGUUCUGACUUCAUUUGAUGGUGGAAAUCCAGUAAGAUCUGGAAGUCUUAAUGUCAGAGUUAUAGUGCUUGACUCGAAUGAUAAGACUCCCGCAUUUAUGCAAGAAGUAUAUUCAGUCAAUUUAUCAGAAAAUGUGAAAUUGGGAACAGGUGUUAUUAAGGUUGAAGCAACUGACCUGGACGAAGGAAUAAACGGAGAAGUUGAGUAUUAUUUUGGUGGAGAACUUGACUCAGAAAUCUACGAAACGUUUAGUUUGGAUAAAAACACCGGUGAAAUCAGUGUGAAAGGCCAAAUAGACUUUGAGAAGGUAGAUGUUUACAAAUUAGACGUCCACGCCACAGACAAAGGACAACCGCCAAUGAGUACCGAUUGCCGAGUGAUCAUUAAAAUAGUGGACGAAAAUGACAACCAACCCGAAAUAGACGUGACAUCUCUGUCAAAAACGGUAGCAGAGGAUUCAAAACCCGGUACUGUCAUUGCUCUUAUAAGCAUCACCGACAAAGACGUGGGACUGAAUGGCAAAGUUAUAUGUAGACUGUCACAAAAUGUCCCAUUCGAAUUAAAACCUUCCUUUCAAGAUAACAUGUACUCGCUGGCUCUGAAAGACAGGCUGGAUCGAGAAUUAGUGGCAGAUUAUGACAUCACAAUCACAGCAACAGACUGCGGUCAACCUCCUCUGUCCACCUUUAAAAUUCUGCAUGUCGACGUGUCAGACAUUAAUGACAAUAUUCCAACCUUUACGCAAAGUCCAAUUCAACUUUAUUUACUGGAAAAUAACGUGCCAGGGAAGUCCAUAUUUUCGGUCACCGCAUUUGACAAAGACUUGAAUGAAAAUGCGGCGCUGACGUAUCAAAUUAACAGAGAAGGGCGGCAAGGUAAAAUGUCAACAUUUUUAAACAUCAACCCUGAGAAUGGUGAAAUAUCGGCACUAAAAAGUUUUGACUUCGAGACGCUGAAAAGUUUCCAAUUCCAAGUGGUGGCCACCGAUGGUGGAAGUCCUCCACUGAGCAGCAACGUGACAGUGAAGGUGUUCAUUCUGGAUCAGAACGACAACGCUCCAGUCAUCCUGUAUCCAGUCAGCGCCAACGGUUCUGCCGAAGGGGUGGAGGAAAUUCCCCGGAAUCUGAAAGCAGGAGACUUGGUGACUAAAGUCCGAGCCUAUGAUGCUGAUAUCGGAUAUAACGGCUGGCUGGAGACGGACGAGGCUGAGCAUCGACUGCUCAUCCUGGUCAAAGACAACGGCAACGUGUCACUCUCGGCAACAGCGACUGUGACUGUCAAACUUGUGGAGCCCAAAGAGGCUUUUGCAGCUUCCGAUGUCAAAAGUGCAGCAAAAGUGGACAAGGAGGACAACGUGACUUUUUAUCUCAUCAUCACUUUGGGCUCGGUUUCGCUCCUUUUUGUCAUCAGCAUCAUCGUGCUGAUCGCCAUGCAGUGCUCCAAAUCCACAGAGUACACUUCCAAAUACCUGCAAGACGCCAAUUAUGAUGGCACGCUGUGUCACAGCAUCCAGUACAGAUCAGGAGACAAGCGUUACAUGCUCGUCGGACCCAGAAUGAGUAUCGGUUCGACCAUAGUCCCGGGCAGCCACGCCAACACUCUGAUGCUCCCUGACAGGAGACACACUUCCGCGGAGCUCUGA